Messenger RNA from Camelina sativa (false flax), 896 nucleotides. NCBI's taxonomy places the organism in Eukaryota, Viridiplantae, Streptophyta, Magnoliopsida, Brassicales, Brassicaceae. The record is from RefSeq and is a predicted model, not a curated record.
ACAGCUCCGCUAUCUUGGUCUAGAAGGAUGAUGAUUGCUCUUGGAGCUGCGAAAGGUCUUGCUUUCCUCCACAAUGCUGAAAGACCGGUUAUUUAUAGGGAUUUCAAGACUUCCAAUAUACUGCUUGACUCGGACUACACAGCCAAGCUUUCAGAUUUUGGCUUAGCUAAAGCUGGGCCCCAGGGUGAUGAAACACAUGUAUCAACUCGAGUUAUGGGUACUUAUGGCUAUGCUGCCCCAGAAUAUGUGAUGACUGGACACCUGACGGCUAGAAGUGAUGUGUACAGCUUUGGAGUUGUACUUCUAGAGAUGUUGACAGGAAGAAAAUCAGUGGACAAGACAAGACCUAGCAAAGAGCAGAACUUGGUUGAUUGGGCUCGGCCGAAGCUAAAUGAUAAAAGAAAACUGCUGCAAAUAAUUGACCCAAGACUGGAGAACCAGUACUCUGUCAGGGCAGCUCAGAAAGCAUGCAGCUUGGCGUAUUAUUGUCUUAGCCAGAACCCGAAAGCUAGGCCAUUGAUGAGCGAUGUGGUUGAGACUUUGGAACCUUUGCAGUGUACAGGUGAUGCCCUGAUCCCUGGUGCCACAACUGCAGCUGGAGCUGCAUUUGCAAUGGGCGGGGUGCCUGAUUACAGAAUGCACCGGAGGUUUGGAAAGAACGUUGGGCCUGGUGCGAUUUGCAGGUCACCCAAUCCAAAUUGUUCACCAGGUGGACCUGCAGCAUGCAGAGUUCGGUGAUUACUGUCAAGUGUACAUAAUCGGUUUCGCUGUGUCUCCUUUUGCGCAAUUUCUCCCAGAGUCAAACGUCUGGUUGAUAAAAAUCGUUGUUUUUGUUGUUGUUGUUGUUGUUGUUGUUGUUGUUAAUGCUGCUGUUUAUUGCCAAUUAACUUUCUUGA